This is a messenger RNA of Selaginella moellendorffii, 3472 nucleotides long. Its product is annotated as serine/threonine-protein kinase 3. The coding region runs from base 306 to 2492 and encodes 728 amino acids. The record is from RefSeq and is a predicted model, not a curated record. Gene Ontology annotation, molecular function: ATP binding; protein kinase activity. The transcript is spliced from 23 exons. NCBI's taxonomy places the organism in Eukaryota, Viridiplantae, Streptophyta, Lycopodiopsida, Selaginellales, Selaginellaceae. Gene Ontology annotation, biological process: protein phosphorylation.
GUUCUAGUUUGUCAUGGUCUGGGCAUAGAGAAGCUCCACCUAUAAUCUCCAAUGCCUGGGCCGUGGACAUAAAAAUAUUAUAAAGAAGAACACAAGGGCACAAGGAAGGUUUUGGGUUUGUGAUUUUAUGGAAGAAGAAUAUAUGGCAGGGCGACACUGGCAGGGCGGGGCCGCCUGAUCUCUCCGCCCCGAAAUCCCUCUCGCCGGUGGAUGGAUCGGAUCCCAUGGAGUGUAGGCGCAGCUUCCAGCUCGAUCAAUUCAUGUGGCGCCUGGCUUGGAUGAGAAAUCGGACCUAGGCCGGAGGUAUGUCGAAUGUAGGUGCCGCCACUGCCGCCGCCACCGCUGGGACUUCUUCCUCGUCCUCGGCUGCUGCCGCCGCUGCCGUCGCCGCUGCCGCUGCCGCUGGAAUCGAUUCGCGCUUUGAUAAUCUCCAGCUCAUUGGCAAGGGCUCGUUUGGCGACGUCUUCAAGGGCUUUGACAAGGAGCUCAACAAGGAGGUUGCUAUCAAAGUCAUUGAUCUCGAAGAAGCUGAGGAUGAAAUCGACGAAAUCCAAAAGGAAAUUUCAGUGCUGUCUCAAUGCCGAUCACCAUACAUUACGGAGUAUUAUGGAUCUUUCCUGCAUGGAACAAAAUUAUGGAUCGUUAUGGAGUACAUGGCUGGUGGAUCUGUAUCGGACUUGCUUGAAACGGGAAACCCACUGGAUGAGCUCUCUAUAGCUUGCAUCAUUCGGGACCUCCUCCACGCGUUAGAUUACUUGCACAGCGAAGGCAAAAUCCACCGAGACAUAAAGGCUGCAAACAUACUCCUUACAGCAAAUGGUGAUGUGAAGGUUGCAGAUUUUGGUGUUUCUGCUCAGCUCACACGUACUGUGUCCAAGCGGAAAACAUUUGUCGGGACACCAUUCUGGAUGGCACCCGAGGUGAUCCAAAAUUCAGAUGGAUAUAAUGAAAAGGCAGAUAUAUGGUCCCUUGGAAUAACUACCAUCGAAAUGGCAAAGGGUGAACCGCCUUUUGCCGAUUUACAUCCCAUGAGAGUUCUUUUUUUGAUUCCUAAAAAUAAUCCGCCACAGCUCGAAGAUCAUUUUUCCCGCCCAAUGAAGGAGUUCGUUUCUUUGUGUCUCAAAAAAAAUCCAGCAGAGAGGGCUAGUGCUAAAGAGCUAUUAAAACACCGUUUUGUAAGAAAUGCGCGUAAAAGUCCUAGACUGCUCGAACGAAUCAGAGAGAGACCUAAAGUUCACAUAAGAAAACCUCGAUCGGAACACAUGUACGAGCAGGACACUGUCGAGAAGCCGAAAGGACUAAAAGCCGCGAAGGAUGGAGAGUCUCACCUACUCAGUCUGACAAAGGCAAUGAGAAAUGCUAGCUGGGAUUUCGGGACUGGAACGAUUCAAGGAAUUUCACAAGGCACCGGGACCGUUCGUAGUGGAUUAAGAACCCCAUUUGGUUUUGACGACCGAGUGGAAAGUUUUGAAGGAGAUACGAGCCCACGAAUUUCAAGCAGAUCUCAUGACUGGCACAGAACAUCUGUCUCAAGCUCUACCGAGCAGCAAGCAGCAGCUCAAGAACCAGAGACAUCCUUGGACAGUCAAGGAGAACUGUCUAACAAUUCCGGAACCAUGGUCAUCCACCGGUCUCUCAGAGAUCGUCCAUCAUUAGCAGCGUUAUCAUCACAAGGUUCUCCGUUGGCAUAUGAUCCUGAUGAAGCAAGUGAGUCGAGCUCACCGAUAUUUGACAGCGGCACUUUUGUGGCCAGAGAAAAAUCGAGCGAGUCCACUUCAAAUAGCGAGACACCACGAUAUCAGCCUCAAUUGGAACGGAGCGAGUCAUCCCUUCAGGAGGACAGCGCGAAGAACCUUGCAGAGGCAAAGGCAGCUUUGCAAUCAGGCUCAAGGAAAGGGAUGGGACGCGAGAAGCAGUCAUCGUCGAAACGGAGAGAAGACCCGGUUGUGACAACGGAUCCAUCGACAAGUGCCGACCCUGGACGGAAAUCUUCAUACUUGGACGUUCCGAAAGUUCGUUUAUCUUCAGGCGAAGAAGAGCACGCUCGCACUCUCAUCACAGAAGGUUCUCCAGCGCUUUCGUUGCUGCUCAUACCGGCUCUGAAAGAGACGGCCGCGGAGCAAUCAGAGGGGUCUGCGCUGCGUGCCGCCGCCGAUGCGGCGGACGCGCUCAUCGAUCUGGAACGAAUGGCACCCGGAGCCUGUGAAGUUUUAGUGACAAGAUUACUCAAGAGACUGGGAAGUGCUGAGGAUCCUUCGGUAAAAACGUUGCAGGAUUUAGCUCGCAAAGCUUUGGUAGUAGAUCAUCCCCAAGGUGCCGGAGACGGGCAUUUGCAAUCCACCACCCAACAGUUUGAUUUUGCGAAAUCUGGACAACAGAGAGGGCAGCCAAACUUGGAGUCGUCCGAGAGCUCGGGUUUGAGCCCUCUUGCCAGUUUCUUGCUGUCGAGGUGGCAAUCUCAACUUCCGCGUGACAUGAACUGUUACAACUAACAUGUAUAUUAUGAUUCUUCCCGGUUUUUUUUUUUUUCUUCUUUUUUUUUCUGCUUUCUUAUUUGAAGCGGUGUUGUAAACAAGGUUUUGAAGUAAACAGGAAUGUAGGAAUUAUAGCUAUUCGUAUUAGGUUUUAGGGUUUACAGGGAUUUAGGGUUUAUAGGUGUGUGGAAAAUGGAGGAGCGUAGCGAGGGCGCCAGCGCGCUGAUCGCCGCCAAGAUGCUGCAGGGAUGGGCGCUUCUCGGCGAGCAUUGUCCGGCGUGUUUGACGCCACUGAUGAGGAACAAGGAGAAGAGGAUGUAUUGCGUUUCUUGCCAGCAAUGGGUAGUGCGUGAGAAUGAGACUGCCAAGGUCGACAGGGCUGAGAAGAUCGAGAAGAUUGAGACUGGUAGCACCGUGGAAGAAGAUGGAAGAGAUGGGAAUUCGAGCACGGCGCCUUGGAGAGAUAGAGAUCAACCUCCACUUUUGCUUCCAAAGGUGUCUGAGGAGUAUUGGUCACCGGAAGUGAUAAGCACUGUGGAAGUGAAAAUCAUGGAGCUGCGCAAGGCCAUCGACGAAACUAGAGAUGUUGCGCAACUAAAACUGGUAGGCCAAGUUUCUUGUUUUCUUUUUCAACACAAACGCGCAACCUUUGCUUUUCCUUGGCAGCUCAUUGAUACUUUAACUUCGUGCUUGACAUGCCUGGAGCUUCUCCGGAAAAACUAGCUCUCGAGCGAUUCCGGCGUUCCUUUCCUCAGUCUCCGGGCCAUGUAAAUUUUCACGUACUCUCCGAAGCUCACUGGGCGAUACCGGGAUGGAUGAUCCGCGUCGACGAAUUCCGGCAGAGGCUUGAUCGUCGCCUCCACCGCUGGGUUGAAGAAGCUGGAAAUGGAGAGCCUCGCUCUUUCGGGAUUAGCCAAGACUCGGUGCUCAAAACUCUUGUAACGCUUGUUGGUUGCGAUCUGGAACAAAGGUUAUAUGGAAACUUCCAUUUCGUAUCA